CAUUAAUGUAAAACGUAAAAUAGUUUUAUUAUUUGGUUUGUUUAUAUCUUCAUGUUUUAUGCCAUGUAAGUUUUCAUAGAAACAGGAACAUGGGUUUUUGAGUUAAUGUGGUUUUAAUGCUAUACUCUCUCACGUUUCAAAAAAGAAGAAGAAGCUAUAUUCACUCACAAAAAUCUUAACUUGCAUCUGGGUUUUUCCUAUUUUACCCUGUUUUUCAUUAAAAAUCGUUGCUUUUCUCUCUAAUUCUCAUUCUAAUCCAAUUUUAAUGGAUACUCAUUCUUUUCUCUUUAGGAAUAACUUCAGGAAAAUGCAGAAAAAGGGGUUCAUUUAUGUUAUCUUUUAAUGUUUUUUUUUUUACUUGUCACUAGUAAACCGUUUUUUAUAUUAAUGAUAAAUUUUGUUAUUAAUGUUAUUUAGUCACUUAUUUAGUUUAUUUGAUAUCAAUUCUGAAAACGCUGCCUGUAAGUGGGUUUUUUAAUUCUAGUUUGCUGGUUGUGUUUUGUCUGAGGAUGGCUUGAUCAAUUUCAGGGGCCUUGAAUUUUGUUUGAUAUGUUUCGAAGCCUUUUGUUUGAAGUUUGAUCCCCGUACUCGUAGAAACAGUGUUUAAUUAUGAUUCCUGGCUACUCUUUAUAUUGGAACUUCAAUAAUGUUUGGAAACUAAUGGAUUAGGGGCCUGUUCAUCAUUAACCGGUCGGGGGUGAAGGGCUUGUUUUUAAGCAAUUUGAAACAGGACGGUUUCGUUAUCAUUUGGAGGAUUAGAGUCCUUAUUUAACUAGAACUGUCAAUGAUAGUGAGAAAGAACAUGGGACGUGCUUCACCACUUGUUCUGGUUACAUUAGUUCUUGGCUUUUGCUUUGCAACGUAUAAUCUGGUAACGAUGAUAAUGCACAGUAGAGCUAUUUCAAAAUGGGUUGAGGAUGAUGCCAACGGUGGGAUAUUUUUUGAUCCUGUCAUUAAGAUGCCUGAAAAUGUGAGGAAACCGAAGAACGCCAGAUUGCCUUUCCAUGUUGCCGUAACAGCUACUGAUGCGACAUACAGCCAAUGGCAGUGUCGCAUUAUGUACUAUUGGUAUAAGAAGAAGAAGGACUUGCCUGGCUCAGAUAUGGGAGGUUUCACACGUAUUUUGCACUCCGGAAGUCCCGACAACUUCAUGGAUGAGAUUCCUACUAUUGUAGUUGAUCCUCUUCCGGAAGGGUUGGAUCGAGGAUAUAUUGUCUUAAAUAGACCAUGGGCUUUUGUGCAGUGGCUGGAAAAGGCUACAAUUGAAGAAGACUAUAUCUUGAUGGCAGAACCUGAUCAUAUUUUUAUCAAUCCGCUGCCUAAUCUGGCAAGUGGAGGAUUCCCAGCUGCAUUCCCCUUUUUCUAUAUUAAGCCGGCUGACUAUGGAAAAGUGUUGAGGAAGUUUUUCCCCGAGGAGAUGGGACCUGUGACAAAUAUUGAUCCAAUCGGCAAUUCACCUGUCAUUAUCAAGAAGGAUUUACUUAAAAAAAUCGCUCCUACUUGGAUGAAUGUUUCUUUAAAAAUGAAGGACGACCCUGAGACUGAUGAAGCUUUUGGAUGGGUGCUAGAAAUGUAUGCUUAUGCUGUGGGAUCUGCUUUGCAUGGCGUGCAACAUAUACUUCGGAAGGACUUCAUGCUGCAGCCACCGUGGGAUUUUGAAAUCGGAAAAAAGUUUAUAAUUCAUUACACCUAUGGAUGUGACUACAACAUGAAGGGCGAGUUAAUGUAUGGUGAAAUUGGUGAAUGGCGAUUUGACAAGAGAUCAUUUCUACGUGGACCUCCACCACGAAAUCUCUCAUUGCCUCCUCCAGGUGUCCCAGAAAGUGUGGUGACCCUUGUGAAAAUGGUGAAUGAAGCAACUGCAAACAUUCCCAACUGGGAGGCUUAAUAAACGCCAGAUGUGACAAAGGAGGGGAAAAAUACAUAGCAUUUAUGGAAAUCUUUCUUUGUGGUGGUAAAAAGGAAUUUUUGUUUAUUUAUUUAGUAAACUCUUUGAAAAUUUCAUGUAUAAAUACCUCAUCAGCUUAAUUAAAAAUUCAAGCUAUAGAUUUAAGUUAGAUAAUACCAAAAUAUAAUUAAUAUAAACA
Messenger RNA from Gossypium raimondii (Peruvian cotton), 2087 nucleotides. Its product is annotated as hydroxyproline O-arabinosyltransferase RDN2. The coding region runs from base 785 to 1888 and encodes 367 amino acids. The record is from RefSeq and is a predicted model, not a curated record. Gene Ontology annotation, molecular function: glycosyltransferase activity. Lineage: Eukaryota; Viridiplantae; Streptophyta; Magnoliopsida; Malvales; Malvaceae. The transcript is spliced from 9 exons.